Messenger RNA from Racocetra persica, 218 nucleotides. NCBI's taxonomy places the organism in Eukaryota, Fungi, Glomeromycota, Glomeromycetes, Diversisporales, Gigasporaceae. The record is from the annotation of a GenBank genome assembly.
GUGAUAAUCACCCAUACGUUGAAGAUGUUAAUUUGGAUGGCACACCUUUAGUAGCAACUACAAACACGCCUUCAAAUGCACCCAGUGGUAUCGCUGCUUUUAUUUUAUUAUUUGGAAUAACAGUUGCAACAAUAGUGUAUUGGAAACGUAAAAGAGGUCGAAUUGAUUCUGUAGCAGUAUUUGGUGUUAAUGUUGAAGAACGAUUUCAAAAAUUUUAA